GCCGCUGCGCUGCAGCCCGCACCUGCCCUUGCUCGUCCGCAUCUUCGGCCCCGCGGCCGCGGUGUAUGCCUCCUAGCGCACCGGCCCGGGGCCACCCCAGCGCUCACCUCUCGCCUCUGGCGCUAGGUGCUCACCCUCCUCUGCCCAACCCUUGCUAACUUCUGGGAGUUGAUCCGGCUCUGGGCCCCACCACCUUGAAAUGUUCCUGGGCCACCGCUCUCUAUCCCUGUCCCCCAACAUACAUUGCUUGCAGCGCUGCUAGCUGGUGGCCUGACCCUUUGCGGCCACCUUUAUUUCCCGAAGCCCACCUCGUCCCUGGAGAAGACGGGAGCACUACACUCCAGGUGCAGAGCCUCGGAUUUGGAGAAGCCCCCGUCCCACUCCCCGAGACCCAUCUUCCUCAAGUCCCUUGAGCUUAACCCAUUCCUCUCCAAGGUGUGCUGCGCUAGAUGGGCGCCGGGAGAGCACACUCCUGCGGAGGGCUUUUCCAGGGGAGAUCCUCUAGCCGCUCGAUGGGGAGUCACAGAAGACCGCCUGUGUGUGUCAGCUCCCUACCUCUCUGUAGCAACAGAAGUGACUGCAGCGCCUUCACAGUCAUGAUGAUGAAACUGGUAUUAACUGAGUGGCCCUUAUGGAUUUUUAACUCUAACUCACAGUGAGCCAGCAAGCCAUAUGUUUACAGUCUGACCAAAAACCCUUCUGUGUUGCUGCACGGCUCGUGUGAGAAGUUGAGACGCCUGUUGGUACAGAGUGGAAUACAAGAGUUACUUGCCGAGGAAUACACUUGCAGCAGAACGAGAAGACGUCUUAAUUUAUCAUUGGAGAGAGAUGAUAGUAUUAUUUAUAUAGGUAGAAUAAAUACAUAUAUAUAUUUUGGUGGUAAUGAAAAUGGCUCCGCAGAAUGCCGACUCGGAAUCUAUGCAAGUACAAGAGCUGCCUGUGCCCCUGCCAGACCCUCAGAAACGCAGAGACACAGAGGCUGAGACCCAAGAGGAGACCAUCAGUGAGGGGUCCAUAGACAGAAUCCCCACGCGCCUGUGGGUCAUGCAUGGGGCAGUGAUGUUUGGCAGGGAAUUCUGUUACGCCAUGGAGACAGCACUGGUCACACCCAUACUGUUACAGAUAGGCCUCCCUGAGCAGUACUACAGCCUCACCUGGUUCCUGAGCCCUGUCCUCGGCCUCAUCUUCACACCGCUUAUUGGCUCUGCAAGCGACCGCUGUACCCUGAGCUGGGGCCGCCGGCGGCCCUUCAUCCUCGUGCUGUGUGUGGGGGUCCUCAUCGGUGUUGCACUUUUCCUCAACGGCUCUGCCAUCGGUCUGGCGCUCGGCGAUGUUCCCAACCGACAACCCAUUGGCAUUGUCCUCACGGUGCUGGGAGUGGUGGUCCUGGAUUUCAGUGCCGAUGCAACUGAGGGGCCCAUCCGUGCCUACCUGCUGGAUGUGGUAGACAGCGAGGAGCAAGAUAUGGCCCUCAACAUACAUGCCUUCUCUGCUGGCCUUGGUGGGGCCAUCGGCUACGUGCUGGGUGGACUGGACUGGACACAGACCUUCCUGGGUGACUGGUUCCGGACACAGAACCAGGUGCUGUUCUUCUUCGCUGCCGUCAUCUUCUCGGUGUCGGUGGCCCUGCAUCUCUUCAGCAUCGAGGAGGAGCAGUACAGCCCACAGCAGGACCGCAGUACUGAGGAUGCCGCCCUGCCCGGCACCAGUGUCCAGCCUAGCGCUCCAGCCCCCGCUACCCGCCUCAGCUCCCUCGGUGGGGGUGUGCAGGAUGGCAGCCCCCCAUUCCCAGAUGAGGUGCAGUCGGAGCACGAGCUGUCCUUGGACUACCUCAAUGUGGACAUCGUGCGCAGCAAGAGUGACUCAGUGCUGCACAUGCCUGAUGCCACUCUGGACAUGGAGCCUGAGCUGCUCUUCCUGCAUGACAUAGAGCCUUCCAUCUUCCAUGAUGCUUCCUACCCCAGCACCCCCCGGAGUACCAGCCAGGAGCUCCUGAGGGCCAAGCUGCCCCGCCUGUCUACGUUCCUCAGGGAGUCCACCAAGGAGGACGACACCUUGCUUGAUAAUCACUUGAAUGAAGCUAAAGUCCCAAAUGGGAGAGGAUCCCCACCAGUGGAUUCGCUCAGCCACCGCUCUAAAGUGGACUUGAAGCCCUCGGCCACAUCUGGUUCCAUGAGGCGCCGUAGGCACAUGUUCCACAGGCAGGCUUCUAGCACCUUCUCCUACUAUGGUAAGAUUGGGUCCCACUGCUACCGCUACCGCCGGGCCAAUGCAGUGGUCCUGAUCAAGCCAUCUCGAAGCAUGAGUGACCUGUAUGACCUGCAGCAGCGGCAGCGAUCCCGGCACCGCAACCAGAGUGGAGCCACUGCCUCCAGCGGGGACACAGAGAGUGAGGAGGGCGAGGCAGAGACCACCGUGCGCCUGCUGUGGCUGUCCAUGCUGAAGAUGCCCAAGGAGCUGAUACGGCUCUGCCUCUGCCACCUCCUCACUUGGUUCUCCGUCAUCGCAGAGGCUGUCUUCUACACUGACUUCAUGGGCCGAGUUAUCUUCAAAGGGGACCCCCAGGCCCCCUCCAACUCCACUGAUUGGCACGCCUACAAUGCCGGCGUGAAGAUGGGCUGCUGGGGCCUGGUUAUCUACGCUGCUACUGGUGCUAUCUGCUCAGCCCUGCUACAGAAGUACCUGGACAACUACGACCUGAGCAUCAGGAUCAUCUAUGUGUUGGGGACGCUGGGCUUCUCCGUGGGCACUGCUGUGAUGGCCAUGUUUCCCAACGUCUAUGUGGCCAUGGUCACCAUCAGCACCAUGGGCAUCGUCUCUAUGAGCAUCUCCUACUGCCCCUAUGCCCUCCUAGGGCACUACCAUGACAUCAAGGAGUACGUCCAGCACAGUCCAGGGAACUCCAAGCGUGGAUUUGGCAUUGACUGCGCCAUCCUCUCCUGCCAGGUCUAUAUCUCCCAGAUCCUGGUUGCAUCUGCCCUUGGGAGCGUGGUCGACGCUGUACAGACGGUCCGUGUCAUCCCUAUGGUGGCUUCUGUGGGCUCUUUCCUGGGCUUUCUGACAGCCACAUUCCUGGUGAUCUACCCCGAGGUGUCAGAGGAGGCCAAGGAGGAGCAGAAAGGCCUGUCCUCAGGGCCCACUGGUGAAGGCGAGGGUGAAGCAGCCAGUGAGAAGCCCACUGUGCUGAAGCUGUCUCGGAAGGGGGGCCUGCGGGGGCCGGUGGAGGCGGAGUCUAUGGUGUGAGCCCCAGCUGGCACAUUCCACACCGAAGGGCAGGGUGGACUGGGGGCUGGGCAUGCCGACACUGUGCGAGCUGGAGUUCCUUCCUUCCCAGGGCGCAGUUCAAGUUCAGUAGGUGUUAGGUGUAGGGUAGGUUUGAGCUAUUAGGCAAAAAUAUCACACUAAUUACCUUUCCCACAAUUAAAAAAACAUCAUUUGAAAUCUUUUUUUAUUGAAAAAAACUUAAUUUCAGCUGUCUUUUAUUCUGCAGGUAUACCAUUCUGCAUGUUUUAAAUUGUGAAACAUUCACAGCAUAGUCAAUAAGCAAUUUAGAAAACAUAAGGGUCUGCAUUUCUGAAACAGUAAUCGAAAGUGCAGAAAGUCCGACCCCUCGGCAGGUGUCAUCUGAAGGCAGCAGACAGCAGUGCAGUGUCCCAGAUUGCCCAGCAGGUGUCCGUGAGGGCUCCUCAGCAUCAUGCUGGCACUGCAGUGCCUCAGAGCAGCUUUCUCUGUUUAUUUCAGAAACGGUAUUUUCUUUUUCACAACUGUGGUUUUCUUAGAACAGCAUCUCUAGCAAAUUGGGCCCGCAGUUCUGUGCACAGCUGUCAGUGCCUGAGACCACACACCAAAGCUGAGGAAGGCUCCCAGAGCUGUUUGAGCAGAAGGCAGCCAUUCCCCAGGGCAGCCUCCAGACAUCCUGCCCAGGGACGGCACAGAUCAGCAGUGCUGAAUGUGAACUCUCAGCUGCCUCCUGCGUGCUUGUGUGUGAGUUUGUCUCUGUCCAGUCCCUGCCCACGUGGUCCUCCCCAGAAGUGGCCACAGGGCAGCUGUUGGCUCUGUGUGACCCUUCAGUUUCUCUCUACACCUUUGGCUGGGAAUCCAGGCACAGAGCUCCAGGUGAGCACUGGCUCCCGAGUCCUGCUGCAAGGCUACCUCGAGAGUGUGAGGAACAGGGCAUGGGAGGGUGCCGAGGCCUACCUCCGUGCCGCAUUGGUGACAUUGGUCCUCGCUGGAACCUAACUGAAAUCUUGUGACUUCAUCACCUGCUCCUGCUGAUGGUCACUGGAAUGGGGAUGAAGGCAAAGAGAAGCAAGUAUCUGCCUGGGCAGGAGAGCUGGUGACCCAAGAGCCCGGUGCAGUUUCCAGUUUCUGCACAUGAGCAAAACUCGGGCCUCAGGGAAGCAAGCUCCUCAAAUGCUGCAGCUGUGGGAAAAUCCUUUUCAAACCACGGAUCUCUGUUAAAAACUCCACAGUCCUGUCCCUUGGCUUGUGAAACAGUCAGUCUGCACUCAGGAGAGGGGAGGUCCUCCCUGGAUGGUACCCAGAUGAAGUCAAACCCGUGCUCUUGCUGCCUCGGUUGGUGUUUUUACAUAAAGUACUUUAAAGUGCAUGAGAAUCAUGCUGCAAUAUGAGCAUUCUAAAGCAAAUAUAUAUACAUAUAUAUUUCAAGAUGAAAGUAAGCCGUUUUUAAAUAAAUUACUUGAAUUUUCUGUGUAUUCAGAGGAAUGCUGUGUUUAACGUUCUUGGCAGGCUUCUGUCUUGCCACAUUUCCACACUGGUGGCGCUUUGUAGUUUGUAGUGUGUUUUGUGUCUGGGGAGCAGAGGUGUGUGCUCAGGGUACCUUCCACCUGCCUGGGUCAUCCCUCAAGCCGAGGCCUGCAGAGCAGUAGCUGCACCUUCCAGUGCUUUCUGUGGUGCCAGUUGAGAACAGAAUUACACAUCUCCUGCUUGGAUGGGAACAGCUGGACUCCCAAGCGCAGUCCCCACACUGAGCCCUCCAGCCAGCCGAGCCCUAUCAGCUGGGUGCUCGGUCCCUCUGGGCGCCUCUCUUCAGUCAGUGUCCUUGGCAGGUCGCUCCUGUGCUACUUAGCUUCCUUCGGUGGUUUUAAGAGGGUAUCCCUCCCUCCUGAGACUUCUGGUCUGGGAUAAGAACCAUAGCCUCUGUUUUCAUACAUCCUGCCUUUCCACCUUGCCAUGGGAGAACAGAGGGAGGCAGGAGUGCCGAGAAAUCUGGAAUCCUCAUACCCAGUGUGGGUCUUAGGAGGUCGCACGAUGCUCACAGUACCCCACCCACCCAGAGGCUCAGGAUGCAGGACCAUGCUUACUGAAGCUGGAUGUGAGGAGGUUCAGGGGCUAGCAGAGACCAGACAGACCCACAGGAGGAAGAGAUGCGGGGUCACCAUGUGCAGUGUGCUGGCUCUUGAGAUGCUAGCUUCCGCUUCCCAUGAUCUGAAGUAACACAAGGACACUUUGUGGUCAUGGCACAGGCCUUGGCAGAGCCACAGGUAAAAUAGUGACACCCUGGAAGAACAGUCAGCCAGAGGCAUGGCUGUUGCUGUCAGAUCCGGCUGCAUGUCUGGUCGUUUUAAAGACCUGAGUCUGUUAAAUGUUUGCAUCAAAAGCAGACUGGUUGUGGAUCUGGUCAGGGUGAGGGGCCUUGGGCUGAGACCCAAGGGUAGCAGCAGGGUCGGUUUCUGGGCUUCCUUGCAGAUAAAUAAAGUGAGCCAUGGGCCUCAAGGUGGAGUGUCUCAUCUGGGGUAGACCAAUAGCCAGACCCUUCUACCCAUCUGAGAUGGCACCAGUGGGCGACUGUCAGGGCCACAGCCUGUGUGUUAGAGAAGCCAAGGGAGGAGGGCUGGUGUUAAAGCGGGUGACACCGAAGCCUGUACUGCCCAGCCCAGUUUCUGUUUUCUGACCUGGGCUGUCAACCUAGCACCCGUGGGUAGUGAGAUCCCCGAGAGUCCACCUGAGUAGCUCUUCUGUGAUAGGAAAGGUGCGUUGGUCAUCUGGACCUAGGGGAAUGGCAGGGUCAAGCAGAGCCCACUUGUGAGCGAUGCUGAGGAUGCAACAUGGAGUUAGCUUUGUAGCACUUUGGGGCCUGGAUUGUGUGCAAACACCCUGAAGGGUGUCGGUGGGAAUUCACUGGUCCAGGGCCACAACAAUGCAUGCAGGUUACUAACAGAGAGUGAUGAUGGUCCGAACCCUGCUUUUGUUGCCUGUGAAAGUCAAUUGCAACAGUUGUUUGAGAGAUGCCUCUAAAGAUGGGUGGCCCAAGUUUGCCUGUGCAAGAGUAUGAGCUGGCAGGAAGGGGUCCACAGCCUACUUCUGGCUGGGGACAGAGUGGCAUGCAUGAUGGCACUCCCUGGUAUCUGGAAGGCUGACCACGGGACAUUGUUUGUUCUAAGCCUAAGGUCUUAGCUGGAACAUCCAGUCCCACUGAUAGGUCUACAGCCCUCAGACUCCCACCCUUGAGAUCCUCAGGGCCCCGUGAGGGCUGGUUUGGGAAAAGUUGGGAGGGAGAAGGCAGGACCUGGUUGGUAGCUUCCUGGAGUGGUCAAGAUGUCAUAGAAGGUGCUGUGGCCCCUCCAGCAGCAGCAGCAGCAGCAGCAGCAGCAGCAGCAGCAGCAGCAGCCAGGGUGCCCAUUGUCUUAUCUCCCUGGUGCCUGCUGCCUUGUGCAACCCAUGGAAUGGAUGGUUCCCUUUGUCUGCGGCCAGUGGUCGGUGUGCAGCAAGCAGCCAUGGCCACAUUUGCCAAAAGUCAGCGUUGUGAAACGCCAUCUCCUGAGACUGGACACUCCUCGACCUCCCAUGCACCAGAUGCCAUGACUCCCCAGCUGUUCUGCUUUCACCUGAGCCUCUGUCUUCAGCCCCCAGCCAACACCUGGAGUGUGCAGGUGAAGCCACAAGCGGCUCCUCCAACGGCUAGCACCAGAAAUGGGCUCGCUCACCCCUGUGCAUGUGAGCUAGAAAGCAGUGCUUCCGAGAGUGCCUGGGGACGGCCCAGCAUAGCAGCCAUGCCAUCGGUUUUGUUCCAGAUUGAACUGACUCUUACAUGUGGCAAGCAGGGGAUGUGCACCCAGUAGCCCCUGUCGCCACCUCAUGAAAAGCCAGCAUCACCAUCAUGGCUGAAGCCUGAGAUGGCCCCUUGGAUGGCAACCCUUGGGCCUCCAGGAGAGCUUAGCAUCCUCUGGGAGCCCCAGCUGUGUGCUCCCCUCCUCCCCAACGCCUGCCAAAGGCCCUGUGCUGGGAUGUGUAACAGGAAGCACAGUUGUUGGAAAGGCCUGGGCACCGGGGCACUCCCCAGGCACCUUGGAACAAAGCUAUUUAGUUCCUUUGUGAACUGGAAACAGGACAACUGUUAUCAACUUAUUAAGUUGGAGCACUGUAAUAGCUCUUGCUGAUUUUAGCAAUGGUUAAGUGUGUGUUAAACACAUGACGUUAUAUUUUAUGAGGAAACAGAUUAUAAGAGUACUACUAUCACACAUGAUUUCGUUUUUUAUUAGGUGGAUGUUUAUGUCUGCUUCUGUCCAGAGCCCUGGGGCUUGGUCUGUUUUUUUGUCACAUGGCUGGGCCACUGGUCCCUGUACACAGUUCAGUGUGUAUGGCCUGACUUCUUCCUGCCAGGCUAGUGCCUCCCCUGCCUCUCUUGCUCUGUUACGCUGUGGUUGACUCAAUAAACGUUAUCAUUGCAAGU
Messenger RNA from Peromyscus eremicus (cactus mouse), 7693 nucleotides. RefSeq names its product solute carrier family 45 member 4 (gene Slc45a4). Gene Ontology annotation, cellular component: membrane. The transcript has 8 exons. Lineage: Eukaryota; Metazoa; Chordata; Mammalia; Rodentia; Cricetidae. Gene Ontology annotation, molecular function: sucrose:proton symporter activity. The record is from RefSeq and is a predicted model, not a curated record. Bases 883 to 3243 code for a protein of 786 amino acids. Gene Ontology annotation, biological process: transmembrane transport.